AUAUGUGCAGCACAGCAACAAGAAGAGCGAACAAUUAAUAACAAUCAAAUAAGAGGAGAGAUUAUAACUUGAAAAUCUCCAUUUUUCAACAAUCAUCUCUUCGGAAAGUAAAGAUAACAGAGCUUCCGUUGGUUUGACGACUUCCAGUGGCAGAGGAAACAAAGCUUCUAGUGGCAACAACAACAAGUUUGUUGCAAUGUCGAAAGACCGGGCCGUUGAAGACAAUGCAAAUAUGGGAAAGCUGCAGAUUUCUAAUACUAUUUUCACUGGAGGUUUCAAUACGGUGACUCGAAUGCACGUAAUCAAAUUGGAUAUUGAACAGAGUUACACAGAUGUUAGUGAUGAUGAAGCGAAGGACCAAGGUUUGUCACUGCUUUCAGUGGCUGAUGAUUCGGAGACCAAGGACAGUGCUGGGUUUGGCUCAGAGGUGAAGAAUGAUUUUCAGCACCAGCCUAACUUUGGGGAGAAAACCCGGCGACCUUUAACCCGGAAAUUCUCUGUUUCUCCUACCAUUCUAAUCCCAUACAGAUUGCUUUCAAUAAUUCGUAUACUGCUACUUGGUUUCUAUCUAACAUGGAGAGUUAGACAUCCAAAUCAUGAAUCAAUGUGGCUGUGGAGAAUUUCUAAUACGUGUGAGCUCUGGUUUGCAUUGUCAUGGCUAUUAGAACAACUUCCAAGGCUCUGCUUAAUAAACAGAGCCACUGACAUAUCUGCUCUCAAGGACCGAUUCGAGUCCCCAAAUCUUCAAAACCCCAAAGGUCGAUCCGAUCUCCCAGGAAUCGAUGUGUUUGUGACGACGGCGGAUCCUGAAAAAGAACCUCCACUUGUGACAGCCAACACCAUUCUCUCAAUCCUUGCUGUGGAUUACCCGGUUGAAAAACUGGCUUGUUACUUAUCAGAUGAUGCCGGUUCUCUCCUGACAUUUGAAGCACUUGCUGACACAGCCAACUUUGCAAGAAUAUGGGUUCCAUUCUGUCGAAAGCACGGAAUCGAGCCAAGGAAUCCUGAGGCCUAUUUCAAACAAAAGCAUGAUUUUCUUAACAAUGAAGUGAGGCUUGACUUGGCUGGAGAUUGGAGAAGGGUGAAGAGGGAGUAUGAUGAAUUUAAGGUAAGGAUUAAUUCAUUGCCAGAGACUAUAAAGAGAAGAUCAGGUUCUUACAACGCCAAGGAAGAACUCAAAGCCAAUAUGAAUCCAUCGGAAAUGGGGGAAAAUUCUUCCGACGAAAUAAAGAUCUCAAAGGCAACUUGGAUGUUUGAUGGCUCCUAUUGGCCAGGAACGUGGGAAGUUUCAGGUGAAGAUGACCACUCUAGAGGGGACCAUGUUGGUAUAAUUCAGGUUAUGCUACCCUCUUCUGAUGCAAAACCAGUUUAUGGUUCAAACACAAAUGGGAAGCACUUGAUUGACACAACAGACGUGGAUAUUAGAUUGCCAAUGCUUGUUUACAUGUCUCGUGAGAAGCGACCAGGGUACGAUAACAACAAGAAAGCUGGAGCGAUGAAUGCUCUUCUUCGAACCAGUGCAAUCAUGUCAAAUGGACCCUUCAUUCUCAAUCUUGAUUGUGACCACUACAUAAAUAAUUCCUUGGCUCUAAGAGAGGGGAUGUGUUUUAUGCUUGACAAGGGCGGCGAUCGAGUUUGUUAUGUCCAAUUUCCGCAAAGGUUCGAUGGAAUCGAUCCGGACGAUCUGUAUGCAAAUCUUAAUACUCUAUUUCUUGAUGUAAACAUGAGGGCUCUUGAUGGGUUACAAGGCCCUUAUUACAUAGGGACUUGUUGCAUUUUUAGGAGGAUAGCUCUCUAUGCAUUUAGUCCUGCAAGAGUAACAGAGCACCAUGGUCUAUUUGGUACUCGAAAAACUAAGCUGUUACUAAGAAAGGUGACGGUAUCAAAGAAGGAAGACGAUGAGAUGGCGAGUCAAAUCAAUCAAUGUGCUUUAGAUUGUGAUGAUGAUGAUGAUGAUGCAGACACUCGCUCCUUGCUUCUGCCAAAGAGAUUUGGAAACUCUACUUCUCUGGCUGCAUCAAUUAAAGUUAUGGAGUUUCAAGGAAGAUUGCUUCAAGAACUCGAAAGUAAGGGCAAUCAAGGUUGCCCGACUGAUUCUCUUACUGCGACUCAGGAACCUUUAGACGUUGCCACCGUUGCUAAGGCCAUUACUGUUAUUUCCUGCGACUAUGAGGACAAUACAGAGUGGGGUAAAAGAGUAGGAUGGAUGUACGGCUAUUUGACAGAAGAUGUGCUAACCGGCUACCAAAUGCACAACAGAGGUUGGAGAUCAGUGUAUUGUAUUACCAAGCACCACGCUUUUCGAGGCACGGCGCCAAUCAACCUAACUGAUAGGCUUCAUCAAGUGCUCGUAUGGGCAACAGGGUCUGUUGAGUUGUUUUUCUCGAGGAACAACUCCUUGUUCGCAACGCGUAGAAUGAAGUUCUUGCAGAAAGUAGACUACUUUAACACUUCAGUAUAUCCAUUCUCAUCCUUCUUCAUUCUUGUCGACUGCUUCUUGCCUGCCGUUUCUCUGUUUUCAGGACAGUUCAUGGUCCAGUCAUUUGUAACAUUAUUAACCUUCAAUCUUGUUGAUUCCAUUACAUUAUACUUACAUGCCAUUCUAGAGAACAAGUGGUCAGGCAUUACGAUCACCAACAGGUGGCGAGAGAAGCAAAGCGUUGUAAUGUGGGGGACAAGCUCCUAUCCGGCUGCUGUGCUGCAAGGCUUGGUGAAGCUCAUAGCAGGAGUAAACAUCUCAUACACAUUGACACCCAAACCAGCCACACCAAAGGAUGGAGAUGACGAAUUUGCCGACUUAUACGUGGUGAAGUGGAGCUUCCUGAUGAUUCCCCCCAUCACAAUCAUGUUGGUGAACACAAUUGCGAUUGCAGUGGGAAUUGCAAGAGCAUUGUAUAAUCCAUAUCCAGAAUGGAGCAAGCUUAUAGGGGGAGUGUCCUACAGCUUCUGGGUUCUAUGCCAUUUCCACCCUUUCGCCAAAGGGCUGAUGGGACGUCGCAGCCGAGCGUUGAAUUUAUUCUAUGUUUGGUCCGGACUUCUGUCGAUCAUAGUCUUGUUGUUGUCGAUCUACAUUAAAUCUUCUUCUGAGACACAAAAUCAUAUGAAGUUUCUAUUCCCUUAAUUGGAUUUGGGAAAAGGAAAUCUCCUCAAUUUCCUGUUGUUAUUAUGGGUGAACAUGAAGUUAGUAGUAAGGAUUGUGCAAGUAUGUGUUGAUGGAUGGAUUCAUGUUUUGUGUUGACAACUUAGAUUGGAUUUUGUGUAAACCCCAACUUCUCCUUUUUAAAUACUUUUCCUUCUAUAGUUUAGUU
Molecule: messenger RNA, 3308 nt
Organism: Cucumis melo (muskmelon)
Lineage: Eukaryota; Viridiplantae; Streptophyta; Magnoliopsida; Cucurbitales; Cucurbitaceae
Product: cellulose synthase-like protein D5
Exons: 4
Coding region: 197-3121 (974 amino acids)
Biological process (GO): cellulose biosynthetic process; plant-type primary cell wall biogenesis
Cellular component (GO): plasma membrane; trans-Golgi network
Molecular function (GO): cellulose synthase (UDP-forming) activity; mannan synthase activity
Source: RefSeq, a predicted model, not a curated record